CCUCCCAACGUUUUCCUCCGUUUCCUCCCAUCCCUCCGGCGGCCAGAGAAGAGAGGGGAGCGGCUGGCAUCUCGCACCAUGGCCUGCCUCACGAUUUAUUCCACCUCGGUGACUGGCUCCAGGGAGAUCAAGUCCCAGCAGAGUGAAGUGACCAGGAUCUUGGAUGGAAAGCAGAUCAAAUAUAACCUGGUGGAUAUCUCCCAGGAUAAUGCCCUCCGGGAAGAAAUGAGGGCCAAAUCAGGCAACCCAAAAGCCAUCCCUCCCCAGAUUUUCAAUGGGGACCACUACUGUGGGGACUACGAACUGUUUGUGGAAGCAGUGGAACAGAAAGCCCUGCUGGAAUUCCUGAAGUUAGCUUGAGCGUGUUUCCUCCUCCUCGACCCCAUUUCUUCCCUGCACCCCAAACCCUGCCACCCCUGGACUUUGAAUUCUGCAUUCCAAAUGGAUCGCCACCUAACUGCCUAAGUGCUUGUCAUCCCUUCCCAGCCCUGUGCGACCAAACCUCUUUCCAGCUGCCUCCGUGUCUUGUUACUUGCGUCCCUCUCACUGUGCUCUUCAGAGACUUUGCACAUUCCUUUGAAUGCAGCUGGGCCUUGCUGAUCGGGCCUCUGUGGAUGGAGAACUCUUCCCAAUGUCCUUGGCUGGAGGUGGAGCUGUCCCGUCUUUUCUUGAGCUAACCUGCCCUUGGAAAGAAAAGGGCGGGCUUUCUUACCACCAGCUGCCCUUCAGUUUGGCUUCUGCACUUCUUUCAUUCCGUCCCAGGAAGCAAGAGCAGCAGAUGUCUGCUUUAAUGAGAAUAGUUUUUCUUACAGCAAUGCAAAAGCACUGCACAAUAUUGUUUGCCGAAAUUCCCGUCUCUGUCAGAGAGGUGGGUGCACAUGUAUACCUUAAAACUACUUCAGUGCAGCUCAGGCCCUCUUAGAAAAGGGAUUUCCAAGAGGAUGGUGAGAGCAGAUCUUGUAUUCCAUUAGUGCAUUCCCACCCCAAUAUGGCAGUGGGAAAACUCCCCCUCCUUCCUCACGGCGGGGGAGCACACACAUGAUCUGAAAUCUAUUCUUGCAGGCUGUUCCAGGCUUUCCUUUUUGGAACCAGCUUUUUGCAAUAUGGACCAAGUGCAUUUUCAUUUUUUUCCUUGCUGAAAGCAGUUUGUAAAUGGCCAUGUCUUCUGAGAUGCUAUUAAAUUUGCUAAAAACCUCA
Varanus komodoensis (Komodo dragon) is the source of this 1197-nucleotide messenger RNA. RefSeq names its product SH3 domain binding glutamate rich protein like 3 (gene SH3BGRL3). Gene Ontology annotation, cellular component: cytoplasm. The coding region runs from base 79 to 360 and encodes 93 amino acids. The transcript has 3 exons. NCBI's taxonomy places the organism in Eukaryota, Metazoa, Chordata, Lepidosauria, Squamata, Varanidae. The record is from RefSeq and is a predicted model, not a curated record.